Zingiber officinale is the source of this 946-nucleotide messenger RNA. RefSeq names its product DNA repair RAD52-like protein 2, chloroplastic. Gene Ontology annotation, biological process: double-strand break repair via homologous recombination. Lineage: Eukaryota; Viridiplantae; Streptophyta; Magnoliopsida; Zingiberales; Zingiberaceae. Bases 181 to 768 code for a protein of 195 amino acids. The record is from RefSeq and is a predicted model, not a curated record. The transcript has 4 exons. Gene Ontology annotation, molecular function: DNA binding.
GCAGUGAGAGGAGAAAGUGGCGUGGUCUUACUUCAGGAGGGCAAAGUGCUCCCUUGUUUUCCUGAGUUCGGGGAGACCAAGUCGAAGUCGCCCUGCCCUGCCCUGCCCCGCUGCUGACCGGCUGCGUGCGAGAGGUUUCGAGAUCCGCCUCCCACACCGCUCGGUCUUUGUAACCGCCGGAUGGAAACCGCCCUCUUCCUUGCUCAAUCGGCCUUUCCGGCGGUCAGGAGGGACGCGCGGGCCCUCUUUUCGGCGGCUGGGCGGCGGCCUAGGGUGUCGGCGAUCCCCCUGGUCGUGUCGGCCCUGGAGAAGGGCCCUGGGGCUCCGGGAAACGCCGCGAAGAUGAGCGGCGCUGGUGGGGUGCCGAACUCCAACUAUGUGGUGCCUCUCGACCUGCCGCCCUCCUUCUGUCGCCCGCUCAAGGAGAUCCUCCGGGACCUCAACAAGAGAGUGCCUGACAACAUCAUCAACCGCGACGACAAUUCCAUUCCUUGGUACCAUGCUAAUAGAAUGCUUAGCUUCUAUGCCCCAGGCUGGUGUGGCGAAGUUCGUGAUGUUAUAUUCUCAGAAGGAAAUGUGACUGUGGUGUACCGCAUCACUGUACGGGGAUUGGAUGGCGAGGCACACCGUGACUCUACUGGGACUGUUUCGCUGAACGACGAGAAGUUUAAGGACCCGGUUGCUGCAGCCGAAGAACUAGCCUUCUGCAAGGCCUGCGCUCGGUUUGGGUUCGGUUUGUAUCUCCACCACGAAGACGAGACUAUGUAGGAUAUGUUAUGGUGUAUGGUUCUGUUUGUAUUCGAUAUGCAAUCUAGCUACUUGUUUAUUUACGUUGAGGUGCCCAUCCUUGGAUCUUGCAGUUUCUGUGUUAUAUACGGUGAGAUGUAAAUAUCACAGUCAACUGGUGCGUAACGUGCUAAAUUAUAUGUUACAGUUUCAGAAUUAA